AUGCAAGUUCAAGCCUGCAUGGGCAGGCAUAGCCAGUACCGCUCGGUAUUGCACGCGCUGUACACUAUCGUGCGGACAGAGGGUUUCGUGCGUGGUCUCUACAAAGGCUGCUCGCUGACCCUGGUGAAGGGUCCGCUGUCGGCUGCCUGUGGAUUCGCCGCCAACGACUUGCUGAAGGGCCUGCUGCUGGGUUCUGCGGAGGACCCCGAGCGCUGCCCCCCCGGUGGAUGGCCGGACGGCUGUGAGGUUGUCCGGGACCCGGGCAAAGUACUGAAGAAAUUGACACCCCUGGAGCAUUUGAUAUCCGGUGGCACAGCGGGUGCCGUUGCCAAGACCGUCAUCGCUCCAGCUGACAGGGUGAAGAUCCUUUACCAAACGAAUUCCCAACGCUCUUUCACAUGGAUGGGGGUGAGACGAACGUUUCUCACCAUCUUUCGGAACACUGGCGUGGCCGGUCUUUGGCGAGGGCAUUGUGCCACUUUGAUGCAAGUUGUGCCCAAGUCGGCGACCACUUACAUGACCUUUGACAAGUACAGACAUUGGAUCUCUUCGAUGCAUGCCGUGGACAACGUAACAGCUCGAUUCCUGGCCGGCGCCGCAGCUGGGGCGACGGCCACGAGUCUUACCUACCCGUUGGAUAUGAUGCGAGCACGAAUGGCGGCGCACUGGGACAUGCACCCGAAGUAUCCGAACUACUUUUCUGCCUUCGAGCACAUCCUUCGGGAGGAAGGGCUGACAUCGCUCUACCGGGGCAUCCGGCCGACAUUGGUUGGAAUCGUUCCCUAUGCGGGUCUCAGCUUCAUGGCCUACGAGACCUUAAAGGCCCAGGUUGCCAAGGAAGGAGAGGUGGAGCUUCGGCCCCACGUGCGGCUGUUAUGUGGAGCCUGUGCAGGCAUCUUCGCACAGUCUACGACAUACCCACUGGACAUCGUGCGACGAAGGAUGCAGGUGCACCCGGAGUUGUACAAGAAUGAGAUCCAUGCAUUUAGUCAGAUCUACCACACGGAGGGCCUCGUGCGAGGGCUUUUCAAGGGCGUGUCGAUGAACUGGAUCAAAGGUCCAGUUGCUGUCGGCGUGUCGUUUACUGUCAACGACGUGCUGAAGUCCAAGCUUGGCCAUCACUGA
This is a messenger RNA of Symbiodinium sp. CCMP2592, 1125 nucleotides long. Lineage: Eukaryota; Dinophyceae; Suessiales; Symbiodiniaceae. The record is from the annotation of a GenBank genome assembly.